This is a messenger RNA of Helianthus annuus (common sunflower), 3228 nucleotides long. RefSeq lists its product as uncharacterized. Bases 1 to 3228 code for a protein of 1075 amino acids. The record is from RefSeq and is a predicted model, not a curated record. The transcript is spliced from 3 exons. Lineage: Eukaryota; Viridiplantae; Streptophyta; Magnoliopsida; Asterales; Asteraceae.
AUGAAUUUUUUAUCUUUCAAUGUCCGCGGUCUUGGGGGAGAGGAGAAGCAGGGUUGGGUUAGAAGUUUGAGAGCAAAAAAUGGUAUCAAUUUUUUGGCUUUAGGGGAAUCGAAAAAGAGUUCGGUGACGAUCGGGGAUAUCUCUGGUUUUUGGGGGAGUGGGAUUUUCGAUUUUGCUAGUGUUGAUUCUGUUGGAUUUUCAGGUGGGUUAGUUUGCUUGUGGGAUAAUUCUAUGUUUAAACAGACAUCGGUUUCCAAGAACUGGAAUUUUCUGCUAAUUAGGGGCUCUAUUGUGGGAAGUGGAGUUGUGCUGAAUGUUUUGAACGUUUAUGCUCCUCAAAGUGUUCAUGCUAAAAAAUUACUAUGGGAUGAGCUAGCCUGGGUGAUCGCUGAGACCGAUGGUUUUUGGGUAGUCACAGGUGAUUUUAACGUUGUUCGACACCGGGAGGAGAAGAGGAAUUGUGCGUUUAAGCAAGCAUGUGCUAAUAAUUUUAAUUCCUUUAUUUAUGAAGCUGGGUUGGUCGAAUAUAAUAUGUCUGGCAGGAAAUUCACUUGUUCGUCGAAUAAUGGGAGGAAACUUAGCAAAUUGGAUAGAUUCUUGGUUUGCUCUGGUUUUUUCAAUGUGUGGCCGGAAGCGAGUGUGGUGGCUCUUUCGUGUUAUUUUUCUGAUCAAUGUCCGAUUAUUUUGAAGUCCGUUGCUGCCAACUUUGGGGCAAGGCCUUUUCGGAUUUUUGACUCUUGGUUUGGGAAACAGGGGUUUGAUGAUGUCGUUGUCAGUACUUUGAGUGGGCCUUCUUGUCCCCACGGUCUUCAUGACCUUGCGCUUUCGAAGAAAUUGGGUGUUCUUAGAGUUAAAUUAAAAGAGUGGAGGGACAACAUGUUAAAAGAAAGCUCUGAGGAGGUGGCUGUGGCCAUGACGGAUCUUGAAAACAUCGAAUCUGUGAUGGAGGAGAGGGAUCUGACUGAAGAAAAGGAGUGGAUUUUGCUGGAAAGCAAAAAGAUUCUUAAAGAUGAAGAAGCUCGAAAAAUCAAAGAUUUUAAGCAAAGAUCAAGGAUUAGAUGGGCGAAGGAGGGUGAUGAAAAUUCUAAGUUUUUCCAUACCAUGAUUAAUUGCAGGAAGGCCAGCAACAUCAUUCAAGGUUUGAACGUGGAUGGGGUGUGGGUGACGAAGCUAAGACGAUUCUCUAACAUCUUGUCGGACUUUUACGAUUCUGGGAAGAUUAAUUUGGGGUGUGGUUCUUCUUUUAUUGCACUGAUUCAUAAAGUCAAAGACCCGCAAGGGUUGAAGGACUAUUGGCCAAUUAGUUUAGUGGGAGUCAUUGACAAGGUGAUCUCGACAAUCUUGGCUAGUAGGCUUAAGACGGUGUUGGAUUCUAUUGUAUCGACUUCCCAGUCGGCAUUCGUUUGUGGGAGGUAUAUUCUGGAUGGCCCGCUAAUCAUUAACGAGAUUCAGAAUUGGUCCAAAAGAGUCAACAAAAAAGUUUUUAUGCUAAUGACUGAUUUUGAGAAAGCAUAUGAUAAUGUUCAUUGGAAUUUCGUGGUGGAUAUCUUAGCUCAAAUGGGCUUCUCCUACAGAUGGUGUUUAUGGAUUAAAGGUAUUUUGGAGUCGGCUAGGGUUUUUGUCAUAGUUAUGGAAGCGUUAUCGCAUAUGAUUGAAAGGGCUUGUGCAUCGGGUCUGUUGAAAGGUGUUUCUCUCCCUAAUGAUGGCCCUACCGUUUCACAUCUUCUUUAUGCUGACGAUGCUAUUAUUAUGGGGGAUUGGAGUCGUGAUAAUAUUCUGAACGUUGUGAGAAUUCUAAGGUGCUUUCACUCAUGUUCUAGCCUUCAAAAUAAAUUUACCAAGUCAAAUCUUUUCGGGCGCGGGUUGAUCAAAGGGGAGGUCGAAGAUAUGGCUGUAUUGGUGGGUUGCAAAGCUGCUACCCUUCCGUUUAAAUAUUUGGGUUUGACUGUCAGGGUCAAUAUGAAUUGUAUUUCAAACUGUAGACCUGUUUUUGAUAUAUUCGAGAAACGUCUCGCUCUUUGGAAAGCUUUUUUUCUGUCUAUAGGUUGGAGAGUCACCUUGAUUCAGUCGGUUCUGGAGAGUCUUCCUUCUUACUUUCUUUCCCUUUAUCAGGCUCCAAUUAAGGUGUUAGCUGACUUGGAGGCUAUGAUUAGGAGAUUUCUAUGGGGAGGCUCUUCAGAUGUUAAGAAAUUACACUGGGUCGCUUGGGAUAGAGUCACGUCUCCGAAGCAGGAGAACCUGUGGGUUAAGGUGAUUGAGGCGUUACACGUGGGUGGAUCCAAGUGGGAUUUUUUCCCAGCGAAAAAAGCGAAUGGUGGUGUUUGGUGCAAUAUUGUCUCGGUGCUGAACAAGCCGGUAGCGGAUAAUGCGGCUAUUCGGAACUUGUUUAAAGGAGUGGUGGGUAGGGGUGAUAGCAUUAUAUUUUGGCUGGACCCAUGGUUAUUUGAUGUUCCGUUGAAAGAUAUGUUCCCUUCCCUUUUUCAUUUGGAGGUUGUGAAAAAUUGUUGUGUUCGUGAUCGGAUUCUCGGAGAGGGUCUUUGGUUAUGGAGACAUGUCCCAAACUCUGAGGUCGAAGUGGCUGAAUGGCGCGAUUUGGUCUUGGCCCUGAGCUCGGUGACUUUGUCUGAUUCUCUUGAUCGUUGGAGGUGGGUUGGGUCUGGCUCGGAGGGUUUUUCGGUUGCGGCUGUGAAGAAGUUUAUUGAGGCAAAAAGUGAUUACAACAAUAGAUUCGUGAUGGAUUGGUGUAAGUGGGUCCUGUUAAAAUGUAAUAUUUUGGCGUGGCGGGCGGAGAUGGAUAGGAUUCCGACUGUGGAGGCGCUUGUAGCAAGGGGUGUGGUGGUGGAUGGUGAAGAAUGUAGCUUUUGUGGGUCCGGUCCCGAUUCUGUGUUGCAUAUUUUUACUGCGUGUCCUGUGGCCUUGGGAGUGUGGGAAAAAAUUAGUUUCUGGUGCCGGAUUAUGAAUUUUUUCGUCUUCUCGUUUAGAGAUUUGCUUGCGGUUCAUUCCUUUGGAGAUAGGGGGCCGCUGGAAAGGAAGGCUCUACAAGGUAUUGUGAUAUCGGCUUGUUGGUGUUUGUGGAAGGCUAGAAACUGUCUCAGAUUCAACGGCAAGAGGAGUAGUGUCGAUGACAUCUUCUCCGAGGUUAGGACGGUUAGUUUUUUUUGGUUCAAGCAUAGGGAGAAGAAAGGUUUGUUAGACUGGGGAGACUGGUGUAAAUUUGUAAAUAUGUAG